AUGACUGACCACGCCAUAUCCUCGGAUCCUCCUUCGAGAAACAGCACAUCCAGUCCCAGCAGCAAUAAUGGCCCAAUCAGCCACCGGUCCAGCUUCGCAGAAAAUUUGAGACACUCCCCCCGCUCCCAACGCCAUCCCUCCCUUACACAAGCUGCAGUUCAAGAGCUGCUCAACCAUCCCCCGAAUUCCAAGACCAGUGAUCCGAGAUUCGCCGGUCGAGAUUGGAGGAGCAUACAUGUGGGCGAACUCGUACAGAAGAGUGAUGUUAGAUGGGCUGAGCUGGACACCAAUGUUCAAGACGCUACCAAGGCACUCAUAGACCAUGGUCCGCCAAACGUCAUCCUACUGCGGGAGAGCCCGACAGAUAAGACUGCGCGCGAUAGCUUCGAUUACAAUGACCUCAAUGCCUACCUUCUGGUCGUCCUAGGCUUGGCUAAUCCAGAAGAGGACCAAAGGGAGAAAUGGACGGAUCUUGCGAAAAGAGCCACCGCACAAGAACCUAUCCCACUCCGAGAAGCGGUAACAAUUGCCAAGAAAUCACCACUGGUGACUCUUUCGGAAUCAGAAGACUUGUCAAAAGCUAUAGAAAUAUUUGGAAGUGGUAUACAUCGAAUCAUCAUCUGCAAGGAAGGUACAGAGGAGGUUGUUGGCAUCCUAAGUCAACUGAAGCUGGUCAAUUUCCUAUGGCAAAAUGCGAACAGCUUUCCUACUCUUGACCGGUUGUAUCCUAUGGUUCUACGCGAUCUAGGCGUCGGUACGGUUCAGGCCAUAUCGAUCAAUGGCGACAGAAAUCUGGCAGAGGCAUUGCAGCUGAUGAACAACGAAGGGCUGACCAGCGUUGCUGUCGUGGAUAAUGCUUGGAAUGUUAUUGGCAACAUUUCCACAGCAGAUGUAAGGUUCCUUACUACCUCAAAAGCCUUACCUCUAUUCCACUCCUCCUGCAUCCACUUCAUUUCCGUCAUUCUCAGCGAACGCGGGAUUGGUGCUGGUAAGGACUCGUUCCCCGUAUUCUACGUCAACCCGUACUCUACACUGGCGCACACCGUUGCCCGGCUCGUUGCAACCAGAUCUCACCGGAUGUGGGUCGUAGAAUCCGCCUCCCCCUCCCCGUCGACUCCCGCAACCCCCCUCGCAGCACCCUCGGUCAGGGACGCUGUUACCUCACCCCAACCACCCCCAUCCCCCAGCAUGAGCAGCUUCCCCGCCCCCUCCAUCUCCACGGCCGCCCUUCCAGGGGCGCGCAUCUCCGGGCGCCUCAUCGGCGUCAUCUCCCUCACCGACAUCCUGAACCUCUUCGCGCGCCAAUCCGGCCUCAACCCCCUGAGUCCCACCGACCAGCGCGACCGCCGCCGCCGCAGCUCCAGCAGCUCCAUGCGCCCCAGCUUUGACUCCGCCCGUGCCUCUAGCUUGGAUCUCCGCCGCUGA
Messenger RNA from Amorphotheca resinae ATCC 22711, 1425 nucleotides. RefSeq lists its product as hypothetical. The record is from RefSeq and is a predicted model, not a curated record. NCBI's taxonomy places the organism in Eukaryota, Fungi, Ascomycota, Leotiomycetes, Helotiales, Amorphothecaceae. Gene Ontology annotation, molecular function: protein serine/threonine phosphatase inhibitor activity. Gene Ontology annotation, biological process: regulation of mitotic metaphase/anaphase transition; cellular response to glucose starvation. The transcript has 4 exons. Bases 1 to 1425 code for a protein of 474 amino acids.